Ilex paraguariensis (yerba mate) is the source of this 483-nucleotide messenger RNA. Lineage: Eukaryota; Viridiplantae; Streptophyta; Magnoliopsida; Aquifoliales; Aquifoliaceae. The record is from the annotation of a GenBank genome assembly.
AUGUUAAAAAUUCAGAAUGUGUCUAAGUGUAACUUGUCAUUUGGGAACAGUCAAAACAGAAAGUUCAGCUAUGGAUAUGCAAGCUCCCCUGGGAAGAGGGCAUCGAUGGAGGAUUUCUAUGAGACAAGAAUUGAUGGUGUGGAUGGAGAGAUAGUUGGUCUUUUCGGAGUCUUUGAUGGUCAUGGGGGUGCUCGAGCUGCAGAGUAUGUUAAACAAAACCUUUUCAGUAAUUUGAUCAGGCAUCCAAAGUUUAUUUCUGAUACCAAAUUGGCAAUAGCUGAUGCAUACAGCCAUACCGAUUCAGAAUUUCUGAAAUCAGAUAAUAGUCAGAACAGAGAUGCUGGCUCAACUGCUUCCACUGCUAUCCUUGUUGGCGAUCGUUUGCUGGUUGCUAAUGUUGGGGAUUCGAGAGCUGUUAUUUGCAGGGGUGGUAAUGGUAAGACUCAGAAGUUUUGUUUUUCACAGCAUCUGAUUGACUUGUGA